UUGUAGUCGAUCACCGAUAGUCAUCCGGGUUAGCCGGAGCAGCAGCCGCACAGCAACCGUGACAGGAGGCUAGCUCGCCAAAUAACUGAGGCUUGGAGUAACUUCACAACCCCUGAAUCUUAUGGCUGAGACGGACGAUAUCUUUCUCAGGGCUAAACAUCGGACAUUCAGUGGACUCAGUAAAGAUAUCGAGCAUGAGUGGACGGGACCAUUCUACUUCAUCCAGGCUGCAGAUCCCCAGCUGGGCCUGAUGAAGGCAUGGCGAGAGGGUAACUGCGACGGUGGUGGAGAUGAAUGGGCAGAGGAAGUUGUACUUACCAAACAAGUGGUGGAAGCCAUGAACCAGUUGGGUCCUCGCCCGAAGUUUAUGGUGCUGUGUGGCGACCUGGUCCAUGCCAUGCCAGGCACCCCUUUCAGAGAUGAUCAGGAGCGAGACCUAAAGAUGGCACUAAAGGGGACAGAUCCUUCUAUCCCACUAGUGUUCGUCAGUGGCAAUCAUGACCUUGGAAACACCCCCACGCCGAGGACAGUAGAGCAGUACUGCACUGCAUGGGGGGAUGACUAUUUCAGCUUCUGGGUGGGUGGAGUCCUUUUCCUGGUUCUGAACUCACAGUUGUUCUAUGAUGCUUCGGCCUGCCCUCAGUUGAAGGAGGCUCAGGAAACAUGGCUGGAUGAGCAGCUGAGCAAAGUCUCCUCUUCCUCUGCACCAAAACACAUCCUGGUAUUCCAGCACAUUCCACUGUACAUAAAGAAGCCUGAUGAGGACGAUGACUACUUUAACCUGCAGAGGGAAGUCAGACAAAACCUGAUGGACCGAUUUCAGCGAGCUGGGGUGAAGGCGGUCUUCUCUGGCCACUAUCACCGGAAUGCAGGCGGUUGCCACGGCGGCCUCGACAUGGUCGUGAGUUCGGCCAUCGGCUGCCAAUUGGGCGAGGACACCCACGGCGUCAGGGUGGUCGUUGUGACAGCCGACCGGGUGGUCCACCGGUACCACAGCCUGGAGCGCAUGCAAACUGGAGGGAUGGACGAGGACCUCAGGAAGCUCCUGCAGGCUUGAUGGUCUGCCAAGUCUUUUCAUUAUUAUUCUUAACUAAAUGUUAGAACAUAAAUAUUUUAUGGCCCCUAGUGUUAUUGUAUCAACAUAUUUUCCUUUUAUUGCAGUUGGGUCAAUUUCCGAUUUGCUACGAUUUAGAAUCAAAUUUUCAAAUAAUCCAUUCUAUCAUAAAACCUUUAUUAACUUAACAAUUUUAAUUUACCUUUAAAGGAGACAUGCAUUUUUUUCACAAUUUAUAACAGUUCCUAGGUGUCUUGACACCAUGUCCGUAACAUGCUUUUAUGAAAAUACCCAAAGCAUCAAGAAUUAGCGUUCUUGUCUUUCUGCAAUCAAUGUGCUUGCAUGGAGGCAGUUGAUACACCAUAUUGUGCAUUGACACAACUUCAAAUUUGAAAUAUAUAUAUAUAUAUAUAUGUAUAUAUAUAGCUAACACUAAUCUUGUGUUAACACUGCAACUCUUCUUAUCUUUUGGCUUUUAUACAAUGCUUCAGUGUUUUUACUGUAAAACCGACACAUUUAACAAGAAAAUUGAACGUUGUAUAUUUUAACACAAAAAUGGGUAACUAAACCAUAUAAUUUUGUCUGUCUUGAUAGUCCGGUACCUUAAUGCUGACAUAUAAUACGAUACACCAUAGACAGGCUAACGGAAAUUAGCAUAGAUGUUGCAGUAAUUACAAACCUUCAAACAACUGCUACCCAAAGACACGGAGCAGCAAUACAUACAAACAGCGCAUAUAACAAUACUCACAGGCAUAUAACCUCUCUGCUCUGUCGAAAUGAUCACAAUCAAUGGAUCUUACAUAGUUGGCGACCUUCUCUGAAAUCCAAGAUCCAAACCACAUUGAUAUGCUGAAGUCUCAACGUUUUGGCACUGAAGUUUAAUACAACUUUUAAGGCCUGUUUUUCCUGUUUAGCCUCCAGAUUGUACAGCUGUAGGGGUGUUUGAAUUUUGAGGCUCCACUGUACUGUGAAUUCUCCUUUUGAGGAAUCACAGACGGCAAACUGUGCCGAAUUGAAGCAAAAGUCGUGUGUUGUCGUAAGUCAUACUAUGCCAACGAAAUAUUGGUGCUUUUUAUGUCAUGACAUUGUACAGUGUUAUGGCAAUGUGAAGUGCAGCUACAAAUACACAGGUUUGCAACACUUGAAGCGAAGCUGUUUAUGUCUGGCAAAACUGAGAGAACUAUAUUUUUAAUGGAAAAAGCGAUUAGAACUCGCAUAUUAAUAUUAUCAAAUGUUAUUGAUCAGAACUACAAAAAAAACGGAAACUGAUUAAUCUAUGCAAUUAUACCCCCUAUGGGCUAUGAGCAGCAUUGCGAUGACAUUAACGCAAACUGAUUGGAUGAUGGAUGAUAAAUCGUUGUCGUUUUUUUUUUUUUUUUUCAUGUUUUUGAGAACUUAACAUACUACACAUGAUUCAGAUGUCUAGCAUUAAGCAGGAAUUAUUUGGUCAUUUUCAACAUCCUAAUUUUGAAUGUUAUCUUAUUGCACAAGAUAAGCUUUUUUUAUACAUCAAAUCAGUAUUAAGGUCUUAUAAUAGUUUAUUUGUGUACACAGAUAUAAACUAAUCUUCAUGUCUUGUUCCCACAACAUUCUGAGCAAAUAAUCCCUCCUGAGUUAAUUUGUUCUGUGGUGAGGAUUACAAUCUCUUUUCUUAUAUUUCAGAGCUUGAUAAUGAAUACAGAGUCGUAUCUGGUGUGUUUUUAUCCCUAUGAUCGGAUUUUCUGUGUGAUUCUUGCAACAUCUCUCCACUUAAUUUGAAGCGUCUUCACAGCACAAUAAUAAGUGAACUCGUGUUAUAAAAGCCUUAUUAAAAGAGCUGAUUUCAACACUUUGGUCGUUAUGUGUAAAUUCAUGGGAUUCGAAGCGGAGCAAAGCUGCAGCCAUCUUGCUGUGUUGCAGUCCAUCUAUAUGACUGUAGUGUAACAACUGCUUUCUUGUGAGUCCCAAAUGUUUCAAUUCAAUUACGCACACCGAGACUCGCACAAUCACACAGACGUGCUGAGAUAGAGUUGUCAUGACAACCUUUUAGCAACACAUCUGUGUGUCUCGGAGAAACUGCCAGAAAGAGUGAACAUUCGUUUGUGUGCGUUUGUGUCCAUCCGCUGUCUGCUUGGUUUCACAGGUGAUUUUUCCAUCAGCAUCACUGACCUCAUUUCACACUGACAGGUUCUGUCUCGUCCAUUCCAAAAAUGUCAACAGGUGAUGGGAGGGUGAAGGGGAGAAAAACUGGCUAAUGAGCAUGAUGUGUGGAAGACAAUCUCCUUCAUUUCCUGCCUGAGAAAGAACCUUACAUGACUUGUUUUUUUAAGUUUUCCUCAUCGCCAAACUGAAAUCACAUUAAUAGCUUCACCCUGUGUCGUAGAUGUCACACGUUCGAAACGUCUUAUUGUAAUGAAUGGCCAUAUAACGCCUAUGACAUGAUUGGUGGUAUUUUUUAUAAUAAAUGUUGAUUUUAAUGUGA
Molecule: messenger RNA, 3515 nt
Organism: Phycodurus eques (leafy seadragon)
Lineage: Eukaryota; Metazoa; Chordata; Actinopteri; Syngnathiformes; Syngnathidae
Gene: cpped1
Product: calcineurin-like phosphoesterase domain containing 1
Exons: 6
Coding region: 122-1057 (311 amino acids)
Molecular function (GO): hydrolase activity
Source: RefSeq, a predicted model, not a curated record